CGCUGUGUCCCUUGGACACAGCGGAUCACGGAAAGAGCCGAAGAUGUCGUCUCGGUUAUGUGAUCAGCUGUGCCCAAUCACAGCUGAUCACAUGGGACAUGUACACUGAUCAUCAGGGUAGUGAUGAUCAGUGUGCCCUGAUGAUCAGUGUGGCCCCAGAAGUGCCACCUGUCAGUGCUCAUCAAUGCCACGUGCCAGUGCCACAUCAAUGCCACAUAUCAGUGCAUACCAGUGCACAUCAAUGCCACAUAUCAGUGCCCAUCUGAGCUGCCUUUCAAUGUCACCCAUCAGUGCCAAUCAGUGCCACCUAUCAGUGCUGCCAAUCAGUGCCACCUAUCAGUGCCAGUCAGUGUUGCCUAUCAGUGCCGCCUAUCAGUGCCAGUCAGUGCCGCCUAUCAGUGCCAGUCAGUGCCACCUAACAGUGCCAGUCAGUGCCGCCUAACAGUGCC
Molecule: messenger RNA, 449 nt
Organism: Staurois parvus
Lineage: Eukaryota; Metazoa; Chordata; Amphibia; Anura; Ranidae
Source: the annotation of a GenBank genome assembly